ACGGCAAACUGAACGAAACCGCACAGGACAGGUAAUGUGAUCCCAUAUGCGACUGCCCAUAAUACAGGGUGUGUCACGGUUUCUGUGAGAGCCAGCGAAUGUUUGCACACAUAGUGAUCACCUGAAGACGGAAGAAGAUUGCUCUUUCAUCGCGCAAUGGCUGCCUCAAGACUCGCCAACCUGUUGUUGUUUUUCUGUUGUGCUUCAGUUGUUACUGUUGCGACGGCUACGGAGAAAGUUCCAGGGAAGACAAAAGGAUUUUUUGGAGAGGUAGAUAAAAACUCAAACACAGUCGUCGUAGACCCAGCCACGGCAGGAGCUCUUAAAAGCGGCCUCACCACCGUCUUCCUCCCCAUCGUCUACAUCGUGGUCUUCAUCGUUGGUCUGCCAGCCAACAUCAUGGCUCUCUGGGUCUUCCUCUUCAGAACCAAGAAGAAGCACCCAGCCACCAUCUACAUGGCCAACCUGGCUGUGUCCGAUCUGCUCUUCGUCAUCUGGAUCCCGCUGAAGAUCGCCUACCACUUCAAUGGGAACAACUGGAUUUACGGAGAGGGUCUGUGCAAAGUCUUGAUCGGUUUCUUCUACGGCAACAUGUACUGUUCCAUUCUGUUCAUCACCUGCCUGAGUGUUCAGAGGUACUGGGUAGUGGCCCACCCCUUCUCCCAGCUGAAGACGAAUAACCGCGUGGCCCUGCUUCUCUCUCUCUUCAUCUGGCUGUUCAUCUGGGUCAGCACCACCCCACUCUACCUCUACCAACAGACAGCCUAUAUCAGCGACCUUGGCAUCACCACCUGCCACGACGUCAGCAGGAUUGACCCCGAACAUGUCUUUGAGUCGAUUCAGCACUCGUACUAUUACUUCAUGACCAUGGCGGGUGUGGCUUUCCUGAUCCCAUCUGUAGUGAUUAUAGUAGCUUACGCCAUGCUGCUGCGUGCCGUUGGAAACUCAAUGGGCGAAGGCAGCGCUGGAAAGAAUCGUAGGAAGGCUGUGGUGCUGAUCAUCACAGUGCUGGUCGUGUUCCUCGUGUCUUUCAUCCCAAGCAACGUGAUGCUGGUGGUGCACUACUCCCUCCUGAGGGCAGGGGCAGAAAACAACGCCUACGGGUUCUACGUCACGACACUCUGUAUGGCGAGCCUCAACAGCUGCCUAGACCCGUUCAUCUACUACUUCGUGUCCGACGACUUCAGAGAACACGUCAAGAACGUACUUCUCUGCCGCAGCAACAGGACUGUCGAGAGGAUGAGAGUGUCGUUCAGCUCCAUGAAGUAUUCGACCAAGACAAAGACCUAUCUGUCUGAGAACUCCACCACCCAAACCAGUUCUUGCUAAUUUUCAAAAACAUUGUCGAUCUACAAUACCUAUUACAUCAACAUAAGGAGAGAAGACUUUGAAGUGAGAUUUUGAUUCGUAUACGUUUUUUGCAUAAGUGUUGUUGCUGCCAAACUUGCCCAUGACCAUGCUGUUGAAAAGGCUACGUUUUUAGUUUUAGUCUUCCAAGAUAGUGAAUUUUAAACCUUUAACAUUGAAGACUGAUGAUUAACCUGUAUGUCAUUGCUGUGUACCAUUUACGUUUUGGAGUUUGGGUUGACAUAUUUUGUGUUUCUUUCCUGCCUAUAUACCCCAUAGUGGGGCAACAUGUUUUUGUCUGGCCUGACCUAGUAUUAUCAUAUUGUAUCACAUGUGGUAGUGUAGCUCACUUACUCGCAAGAUAACCUAGAGAAUAUAAAUAUAUAUAUAUAUAUAUGUAAGUGAUAUAUACCACAUGAGAUACAAUAUGAUAAUACUAUAUAUAUUCAUCAAUGUCUCCAUUAUUUACUGGAUUUCUUUACUCUCACCAGGGUUGGUUCACGUGUUGAUCAUUUAAGAUGUUUUUCCUUUUAAGCUGUAAUAUUUAUAAAAAUGAUUCAUUUAAAUAAAUCUUUUCUAAACUAA
Molecule: messenger RNA, 1932 nt
Organism: Clupea harengus (Atlantic herring)
Lineage: Eukaryota; Metazoa; Chordata; Actinopteri; Clupeiformes; Clupeidae
Product: proteinase-activated receptor 2
Biological process (GO): thrombin-activated receptor signaling pathway; positive regulation of Rho protein signal transduction; phospholipase C-activating G protein-coupled receptor signaling pathway
Cellular component (GO): plasma membrane
Molecular function (GO): thrombin-activated receptor activity
Source: RefSeq, a predicted model, not a curated record